This is a messenger RNA of Spirometra erinaceieuropaei, 246 nucleotides long. NCBI's taxonomy places the organism in Eukaryota, Metazoa, Platyhelminthes, Cestoda, Diphyllobothriidea, Diphyllobothriidae. The record is from the annotation of a GenBank genome assembly.
AUGACCAGAUGGAUACAAAAACUAGCCAACCUUCCAAUCGCUGCCGUCACCGCCGCUGACGUGAUCGACUCUGUGGAGAAUCGAUGGCGUCAACUGAGGGACACAGACCAGUCGACGGCCCUGGCCGUCCUCGGUCGCGCACGCCGCCAACACCAGGACUGGUUCACUGGCAACGAUGCCGCCAUCAGCAAUCUGCUCGCAGAGAAGAACCGCCUAAACAAAAGCCUACGUAGACCACCCCACUGA